This is a messenger RNA of Cyprinodon variegatus (sheepshead minnow), 3121 nucleotides long. Its product is annotated as transcription factor COE3-like. Gene Ontology annotation, biological process: regulation of transcription by RNA polymerase II. NCBI's taxonomy places the organism in Eukaryota, Metazoa, Chordata, Actinopteri, Cyprinodontiformes, Cyprinodontidae. Gene Ontology annotation, molecular function: RNA polymerase II cis-regulatory region sequence-specific DNA binding; DNA-binding transcription factor activity, RNA polymerase II-specific. The record is from RefSeq and is a predicted model, not a curated record. Bases 568 to 2220 code for a protein of 550 amino acids. The transcript is spliced from 16 exons.
GAGCCAUAAAGAGCCGGGGAGGGAAGGGCAGAUUUCUCGCUGCCCAAUCCCCCUGUUCCCCCGAGAGCAGCAGCUUUCCAUGGCCCGUCCCUCCCUCUUGUUUGCUAAUCAUUUCAUUUUACUCCCUUUUUGAAGCGCUCUCCCUUUUUUUAUCCCACUUUUACUCGCCGCUCAAUCCGUGGCUGCUCGUCUCCCUCUGAUCCCGGCUUCGUGCGCUCCGGCUCCCCGGACCCUCUGCAGCUCCUCUGAGAUGCUCUGCCCGCUCCGCGCUCUUCCCUCCGCCCUCUUUUAGCUCAACUCGCGGCUGGGAUCUAAACCAAGCCCGGCGAAGCCCAGAGGAAUCCGCGGCUCUUCUCUGGAUCAGGACCCGGUACUUUGGGGAAGGUAGCUGCUGGGCCUCCCCCCCGCCCUCCUCAUCCACCUCCUCCCCUCCUCCUCAUCACUCCUCUUUUCUCCACCUUAAUCCAGGUGGUCCUUUGGCUUCUUUGAGCGCUUGGUACAGGGAGGAUUACUCUUCAUCUUCUGCCUUGUUUCUGGUGAAGAAAAAGCUCCCAGAAGGACAUUCUGAUGUUCUCCAUCCAGGACAGCCUCCCCCGGGGGGCCCUGACCAUGAAGGAGGAGCCGCUCCCCACCGGCAUGACCCCGGUCCGUUCCUGGAUGCAGGGCGCAGGGAUUUUGGACGCCAACACAGCGGCCCAGAGUGGAGUGGGACUGGCCCGAGCUCACUUUGAGAAGCAGCCUCCAUCCAACCUGAGGAAGUCCAACUUCUUCCACUUUGUACUGGCGUUGUAUGAUCGGCAGGGCCAGCCGGUCGAGAUCGAGCGAACAUCCUAUGUGGACUUUGUGGAGAAAGACAAGGAGUAUAACGGAGAAAAAACCAACAACGGGAUCCACUACCGCCUACAGCUGCUGUACAGCAAUGGUAUCCGGACAGAGCAGGAUCUUUACGUCCGGCUCAUCGACUCCAUGACCAAACAGCCCAUCCUGUACGAAGGUCAGGACAAGAACCCAGAGAUGUGUCGUGUCCUCCUCACCCACGAGAUCAUGUGCAGUCGAUGCUGUGACAAGAAGAGUUGCGGGAAUCGCAACGAGACACCUUCGGAUCCAGUCAUCAUCGACAGAUUCUUCCUGAAGUUCUUCUUGAAGUGCAACCAGAACUGUUUGAAAAAUGCUGGAAAUCCAAGGGACAUGAGGCGGUUCCAGGUGGUGGUGUCUACUACAGUCAAUGUGGACGGUCAUGUGCUGGCCGUCUCAGACAACAUGUUCGUCCAUAACAACUCCAAACAUGGCCGCCGGGCACGACGUCUGGACCCCUCUGAAGCAGCCACUCCCUGCAUCAAAGCCAUCAGUCCGAGUGAAGGCUGGACCACCGGCGGCGCCACGGUCAUCCUCAUCGGAGACAACUUCUUUGACGGCCUGCAGGUUGUCUUCGGCACAAUGCUGGUCUGGAGCGAGCUGAUCACACCCCACGCCAUCCGGGUUCAGACUCCCCCUCGGCACAUCCCUGGUGUUGUGGAGGUCACACUGUCCUAUAAGUCCAAACAGUUCUGCAAAGGAGCACCAGGACGCUUCGUUUACACAGCACUCAACGAGCCCACUAUCGACUACGGCUUCCAGAGGCUACAGAAGGUCAUCCCUCGUCACCCCGGGGACCCUGAGAGGUUACCAAAGGAGGUUCUGCUGAAGCGAGCGGCUGACCUGGUGGAAGCUCUCUAUGGGAUGCCCCACAACAACCAGGAGAUCAUCCUGAAGCGAGCCGCCGACCUCACCGAGGCUCUCUACAGUGUCCCUCGCAGCCAUAACCAGCUGCCAUCGCUCACAGGCUCUGCCGCUCACUCCGGGAUGAUGGCCGUCAACUCGUUCAGCAGUCAGCUGGCUGUAAACAUCAGCGAGGCGUCCCAAGCCGACCAGGGUUAUUCCCGUAACUCAAACAGCGUGUCUCCUCGAGGAUAUGUGCCAAGCUCCACGCCUCAGCAAUCCAACUAUAACACCAUCACAUCCACCAUGAACGGGUAUGGAGCUGCUGGGAUGACCAACCUCGGCGUCCCUGGCUCUCCCAGCUUCCUCAAUGGAUCCACCGCCAACUCUGCUUACGCAAUCAAACAGAAGAGCGCCUUCGCCCCCGUCGUGCGGCCACAGACCUCCCCGCCCCCCACCUGCACCACCACCAAUGGCAGCAACCUUCAGGCCAUGGCUGGUCUUAUCGUGCCCCCCAUGUGAGGACGCCUCAGAUCUGACGACGCCACCUCACUCUAACCCAGAACCACCUCUGUUUCCGUCGUCUUCUUCUUCAUCUCCUCCACCACCAGCAGACCACAUCACACUCCCCCUGCUGGCGGAUCAGACCAACGGAGGACAUCAGAGUGGGAUGUUUUCACAGACUGGAUAGUCUUAAGCUGGUUCUGUUGUUCUAGAACUAUAAACUAUUUUCUCUGGAACUGAAUCAGAGGCAAUGGGAGCCUCAGUUUGGCUCAAAGCUGAGCUGAAGGAAGACCAUUUUAAAAUUUGACUGAAACACAAAUAAGUGAAGAAUGGAACAAUUUCAGCCAUCAGAGGUUUGAUCUUUGGGUUUUUAGGGUCAACAUUAGUCUGGUUUUAAAAAACACUAAUCUCCUCUGGGAUCAUCUUCAGUGGAACCGAAGGUGGAUCUUAGUUCCCUGCUCCACCCACUUAAAAUCCUAAAUAUUCUGAUUCUGUUGGCCUGAAAACUUCCAUUUCACAGUUGGACCAAGUUCAGCUUAUUUUCUGGGACUGGGAGGGGGGAACCCAUCAGUUUGAGUUCCUUAUUCUGUAAAGAUGGAAGCUGCAGAUCUUCCUGCUUCUUCUGACUUUUCUUUCUUUGUUUCUGUUACAUAGCUUCUAUCAGCUGAUGUGUCCAGUUUUAGAUUUGAACCAGAAGAGAGUUGGGACUGUUUUAUUCUGUUUGUUUCUCCUUGUUGGGAUUAUUUUGCCAUGUUACCAGGGGGGCGUUCCUUCUGUGAUGUAGGCCUGAAAGAUAGUCUGGAUUAUAUCUGUAAACACAUGGAUGUCUUCAUACCUUUGGAUCUUGUAAAAACAAUAACCGAGAAAAAGAAAAAUCCUGUUUUUGUAAAAAAAAAAAAAAAAAUAUUGCCUAAAAAAA